Styela clava is the source of this 533-nucleotide messenger RNA. The record is from RefSeq and is a predicted model, not a curated record. NCBI's taxonomy places the organism in Eukaryota, Metazoa, Chordata, Ascidiacea, Stolidobranchia, Styelidae.
UGUGAUUUUCUUGAGAAAGAUCUGAAAAUGAUGUCAGCUCAGACUUCUAUGAUACCGAGAUCCACCAAUACCUGCCAUGUUCUUUCUUUGUAUCAAAGGUUAACAUGGCACAAAUCGGUAAUGUUCUCUCAUCGAGGACUUGAUCCAUACAAAGAAACUUUGUUUACUGUCAAUCAAGAAGAGAUUCCCGAAUAUAUCAGAGAAAAAGUUGAAGAUACUUUUAAACAAAUGGAUGUUGUCAUGCUACAACAAAGAAUCAACGAAAUGUUGAUCAACUUUCCAGAAAGUAAUGCUGACUGGAGCUUGGUUGAAGAUUUGUUUCCAAAUAUCCAGUUUAUUGAUGGAAAUGAAGACGAUAGUUGGUAUUCGAAAUUGCCAGAUGAAUUAUGCUGUAAACACAUUUCUGAUUUAUUUUCAUUGAGUGUGAAAUUUUUGUUGAGUAAUUGAACGAACAUUGAUGUUGGUAUGUAGUCUUUCAAUAUACAGUUUGAUUAUACAGUAAUAUAUAAUUUGGCAUGUACUAGCCAUGGAAG